Molecule: messenger RNA, 1215 nt
Organism: Oppia nitens
Lineage: Eukaryota; Metazoa; Arthropoda; Arachnida; Sarcoptiformes; Oppiidae
Exons: 3
Coding region: 31-1215 (394 amino acids)
Biological process (GO): proteolysis
Molecular function (GO): serine-type endopeptidase activity
Source: RefSeq, a predicted model, not a curated record
UGAUAAUUGAUUAAAAUACAUAAAAAAAACAUGUAUCGGUAUUGUAAUAGACAUGGAUUGACAGUUAUAACAGCGGCAGCUAUUGUUGGCUGUCAUCAUCAGUGGUGGUGGUGGCAAAACAGUUGUCAUAAGCACCGGGAUAUUGUUGACACACUAUGUCCAAAUGAAUUGUCGACAGUGGAUGACCAACAACAACAACAACAACAACAAUACGGACAGACAGUUGACUAUCGGUUGAUGAAAAUGGUUCACAUGACUAACGAAAAGUACAGCAUUGAUGUCAUAAACAAAUGGAUGGAAACAAAAUUUCUUAGAGUCCGGUCACCGAACUAUCAGAAAAUAGUGUCGGGAAGUAUGGGCACCGGUAUUAUCGUAAACUUUCGCAAUAAACCAUUGAUUAUAACCAACGAACACGUAACACGUGGCCAUCAAUUUGUAGACUUAAAAUGCAAUCACGAGACCGAAAAACGGAUCGGUUUAGUCGUCUACAAGAAUCCCGAACUGGAUUUAGCGCUCAUAUAUGUGUCGACACUAGAGUUUGGUCGUAUGCUUGGCUGUUGUACUAUCGAUACGGUUAACACCGAACACGAGUUUGGCGACGAAGUUAUAUCUCUGGGAUUUAGCCAAAAAAAGCGCGUCAUUAACAUGGGUUACGGCCACGUAGUUUGUACGGACACUUUUGCACCGAAGAUCAGUCACGAUAUCUUCAAUGUGAUUCCCGACUGUAGAUACGUAGUACACACGGCCGGCCAGUAUCCCGGGUUUUCCGGUGGCCCGACCGUAAAUUUGUCCGGCAAAUUGAUAGCCGUUAACAGUAUCGGAAGUCUUUCUAAUGAAUGUAAUUAUUCAAUACAUUUCAAUCAAAUUGAAAAUUUUGUUGACACCGGCACUGAAUUUUAUUAUCAACAAAUUGCUAGACGGGAUAGGAAUCACUCAGUGAGGUUAGGACUAAGCCUACAAUGGAGUACAUACUAUGGUCUAAAUGGUCUUAUGGUUAACGAAAAGUUUUGCCAAACACUGGGAAAUCAAAAUUUGAACAGAUUUGACAUUAUAGCUGAAAUCAAUGGACAACAAAUCAGAUCAUUGGAUCAAUUUAUGUAUGAGUUAAGCCGUUUUCCUGACAACAACAACAUACCGGUGCUUAUACGCAAUUUUUCGGGCGGACUUAAUCCACAGACUAUUAGAGUCCAACAAUUGUACAUAAAGUGGGUUUGA